AUGUUUCGGCAUUUAACCUUUUGUCAAACUUCUACAGCUAAAUCGCGUCUAUUGCACAUUUUAAGAACUUCUUUAAAACCAAAUCGGCCUUUGGUUGUUUCGCCUUUUCGAAGUCAAAGUAGCCUUUCAUACGUGGAAGGUACAAGGGAUAAGCCUCUUUUGGAAACAACCAUUGGGAAUUAUUUAGAUGAUAUUAUCUCAAAAUAUGGCGACCGUCAAGCAGUCGUUGUGAAACACGAAAAUAAUCUCCAUUGGAAUUAUCGUCAGUUUGGAGAGCAGAUUGAUGCUCUAGCUCGUGGUCUACAUAGUAGUGGGUUAAGGAGAGGGGAUCGUUUAGGUGUUUUCAUGCCAAAUAAUUCCGCUUGGAUUACUUUGCAAUACGCAACCAGUAGAAUCGGGGUUAUUCUGGUGACUAUCAAUCCCGCCUAUCGAGUACAUGAGUUAGAGCAGGCGCUCACUCUUGUUGGUGUAAAAUCACUUGCGCUCACCCCGCGUUUCAAAUCAUCACAUUAUAUAAAAAUGAUUCAAGAACUUGCACCAGAAUUGAAUUUCUGUGAACCGAAUUCCUUGGUAUCAGAGAAACUUCCGGAUCUUAAACAAAUCAUAGUCGUCGAUACACAUCGUCCCACAGAAAAUCUUGAAGGUGUCAAAGGAUUAAUGAGAUUUCAUGAGAUGUUUCAAUAUGACGUUUGGGGUAAUGAUCCGGUGAAAGAAAUAGGAAAAACAUUAUCAAAUAAUGACAUUAUAAAUAUCCAAUUCACUUCUGGAACCACCGGCGCACCAAAAGGUGCCUCUUUAUCACACCGAAACAUUCUGAAUAAUGCAGAGGCGGUCGCUGAGAAUAUGAAUUUUACACCGAAUGAUGUAUUAUGUGUUCCUGUCCCUCUCUAUCAUUGCUUCGGUGCUGUGUUAGCUAAUCUGGCAGCUUUGACAAAAGGAUCUUCUGUCGUGUAUCCAAGUGAAGGUUUUGAGGUCGAAGCAACUCUUCGUGCUAUCGAAGAGGAAAAAUGUACCGGAUUGCAUGGCGUGCCAACCAUGUUUAUUGAAGAGUUGAAUCAUCCAAAUUUUCGCAGUUUUAACUUAGCUAGCUUAAGGACCGGAAUAGCUGCUGGUUCCCCAAUGCCGAUCGAAGUCAUGAAAGAUGUCAUUGAGAAGAUGAAUCUCUCUGAAAUUACCAUCGCAUAUGGGAUGACGGAGACGUCACCAAUUUCCUUCCAAACUCAAAAGACUGAUCCAUUGCAUAAACGUGUUGAGACAGUCGGAAGAAUAUUACCACAUGUUCGUGCAAAGGUGGUUGAUCCACAGACGCAUGAAAUUUUGCCAUUGAAUACAGCCGGAGAAUUAUGCACAAGUGGUUACGUGGUUAUGGAGGGAGGUUAUUGGAAUAAUGUUGAGAAAACACGAGAGACUAUGAGUACUGAUGAGAAAGGAAUAAAAUGGAUGCAUACAGGUGAUACCGCAAUUAUUGAUGAAGAAGGCUAUUGCACUAUAGUAGGUCGCAUUAAAGAUCAAAUAAAUCGUGGUGGAGAGAAGAUAGCUCCACUCGAAGUAGAGAAUUUAAUUUUUGAACAUCCAGGUGUCUCGAAUAUCUCCGUAGUUGGUGUACCUGAUCCCGUAUUAGGUGAACGAAUUUGUGCGUGGAUAAUUCGAAAACAGGAUAGUGCUGUGACACAAGAAGAUAUUCAACAAUUUUGCAAGGGAAAAAUUGCUCAUUAUAAAAUACCGAGCGACGUAAUAUUUGUCGAUGAAUUUCCAAAGACUGUAACUGGGAAAAUUAAGAAGAAUGUGAUCCGUGAAAAAAGCAAGGAAAUUCUGGGGUUAUAA
Ambispora leptoticha is the source of this 1824-nucleotide messenger RNA. Lineage: Eukaryota; Fungi; Glomeromycota; Glomeromycetes; Archaeosporales; Ambisporaceae. The record is from the annotation of a GenBank genome assembly.